UUUAAGAAAGCGACUAAGGUUGAUAAUCAUUAGAGUAAUAUUGUUUUCCCUCAUUGGUACAGAAUGAGGGUAAUUUUUAUCUUGGUAUUCUUUGCUGUCCUGGCAAGUGUUACUUAUGCCGGGACGGGCAGCGGAAGCGCAACAGGGACUGGUUCAGGUACUGGAACAGGAACAUUGACGGGAACAGGUUCAAUGACAGCUUCGGGUACUUUUACGGCCACCGGCACGGGAACUAAUACUGGAACAUGGACCGGAACAGGUACUACAGGUACCGGAACAGGGACUGGUACUGGAACAGGCACUGGUACAGGGACCGGAACAGGUACUGGUAUUGGGAGUAAGAGCGGUACAGGUACCGGAACAGGCACUGGUACUGGAACAGGCACUGGUACAGGGACCGGAACAGGUACUGGUACAGGUGGAAAAAGCGGUACAUUCACUGGUACAAAUUCCGGUACAUUUACUUUUACCUACUCUGGUAGUGGUAGCGCAUCUGCUAAACCAUCGAGCACAAGUUCAAGCACAAGUAAAUCCAGUGAAUCAAAGAGCAAAACGAGCAGCAAAAAGAGUAGCACAAAGAGUGGCAAAGGGUCCGGUCCAAGCCCUCCUGUGUAUCAUUGUAUUAAAGACGGGAUACGAUAUAGUGGAGUGUUUGCUGAUCCAUUCAACCCAUGUAAGGUUUGUAUAUGUUGCAAAACUGGAAUCUAUACGUGCACCGUAAGAAAAUGUCCAAAACCAAAGUGUGGUGAAAAGUUACAAACACUAGCUUCAAACGGCUGUUGUAUGGAAUGUCCAAAAAGUUGCAAAAAAGAAAGGAAGAAUUGUCCGAAACUUAAUUGCCCGAAGAGGCGUUAUGCAUAUGGAGAAACGGCCUGUUGUCCGUCUUGUGGAUGUGUUAACUUUCCCAGUAAUGCACCCCCAGGCGACUUUGGAGAAGAGUGUGCGAAUUGCGUAUGUAAUCCCGGAGGUCCCCCAUAUGAUGGGGAUGGAGAAAUUACGUGCAACCGUCCACCAUGCCCUGACACUAAACUGGAAUGUGUUGACCCUAUAUUUAACGAAAACUGUGAAUAUAAAUGCCCUCAAGGGCCAACAUGUAGAAGAGGAGAUCUCAUCAUCAAAAAAGGUGAGCCGCAACUUUUAGGCGAUAAAAUUUGUGUCUGUGAAAGAAACUAUUAUCCACGUGCGUUCUGUGUGACUGCGAAUCCGUUCGAACGAAAAUUAAAGAAGUUAGUAGAUCACAAAUGUGUUGCCCCAAUAGAAGAUCAAAAGAAAAAGUUUCGUAAAUCUACAGGAAAAGCCAAAGAGCCGGGAAGUGGCGUAAGCAGUGCAGGAAAGGGAAGUAGUACAGGUUCAGGCUCUCCUAGCACGAAAAGUACAAGUUCAGGCAAAAUGAGCGGAACGCCAUCAAGCCAAAAGAGUACAAGUUCAAGCAAAAUGAGCGGAACGCCAUCAAGCCAAAAGACUACAAGUUCAAGCAAAAUGAGCGAAACGCCAUCAAGCCAAAAGAGUACAAGUUCAGGCACAAUGAGCGGAACGCCAUCAAGCCAAAAAAGUACAAGUUCAGGCAAUAUGAGCGGAACGCCAUCAAGCCAAAAGAGUACAAGUUCAGGCAAAAUGAGCGGAACGCCAUCAAGCCAAAAGAGUACAAGUUCAGGCAAAAUGAGCGGAACGGCAUCCAGCAAAGUCUCGGGAAGUACUUAAGAAACUGUGACGGAACUAAAUUUUAAAUGUUGUUAUUUAUUAGCAAUAAAUGUAUCGAAGCAUU
Ruditapes philippinarum (Manila clam) is the source of this 1765-nucleotide messenger RNA. RefSeq lists its product as uncharacterized. The transcript is spliced from 4 exons. NCBI's taxonomy places the organism in Eukaryota, Metazoa, Mollusca, Bivalvia, Venerida, Veneridae. The record is from RefSeq and is a predicted model, not a curated record. Bases 64 to 1701 code for a protein of 545 amino acids.